AUGUAUUCGCCUAAAACCCACGCUCUACUUCAUUUCUCUAUCAACUCCUUCUCCUCCUGCUCAUUUCUCUUCUUUAUUUAUUUUCAUCAGCACUUUCUCCUCCUACAGUUUUUACUUCAUUUUUAUUUAAACAGACAUCUCUCCUCCUACACAUUUAUUCUUCUUCCCUACCAAUUUAUUCUUCUUCAUUUUUCUUUCAUCAAUCAUCUCUCCUCCUAUCCAUUUAUUCUUCUUCAUUUUUCCUGCAUCAACACUCUCUCCUCCUACACAUUUAUUCUUCUCUGUUUUUCCUUCAUCACCCCUCUCUCCUCGUGCACAUUUAUUCUUCUUUAUUUUUCCUUCAUCUACCCUCUCACCCCCUGCACAUUUACUCUUCUUCAUUUUUCCUUCAUCAACCCUCUCUCCUCCUACACAUUGAUUCUUCUUCCUUUUUCCUUAAUUGAACUCUUUCAGCCUCACGAUUUAUUCUUCUUCAUUUUUCUUUCAUCAACCUUCUCUCCUCCUGCACAUUUAUUCUCCUUCAUUUUUCUUUCAUCAACCCUCUCCCUUCCUAUCCAUUUAUUCUUCUUCAUUUCUCCUUCAUCAACUCUCUCUCCUCCUGAAUAUUUAUUCUUCUUUAUUUUUCCUUCAUCAACCCUCUCCUUCCUAUCCAUUUAUUCUUCUUCAUUUCUCCUUCAUCAACUCUCUCUCCUCCUGAAUAUUUAUUCUUCUUUAUUUUUCCUUCAUCAACCCUCUCCCUUCCUAUCCAUUUAUUCUUCUUCAUUUCUCCUUCAUCAACUCUCUCUCCUCCUGAAUAUUUAUUCUUCUUUAUUUUUCCUUCAUCAACCCUCUCCCUUCCUAUCCAUUUAUUCUUCUUCAUUUCUCCUUCAUCAACUCUCUCUCCUCCUGAAUAUUUAUUCUUCAUUAUUUUCUCUUCAUCAGCACUCUCUCCUCCUACACAUUUUUUUCAUUUUUCCUUCAUCAACCCUCUCUCCUCCUACACAUUGA
Molecule: messenger RNA, 987 nt
Organism: Acanthosepion pharaonis
Lineage: Eukaryota; Metazoa; Mollusca; Cephalopoda; Sepiida; Sepiidae
Source: the annotation of a GenBank genome assembly